AUGACUCUCAGUGUUCAGGACUUUGAAUUGAGCUGGGUUCCAGUUAGCCUUACUGUGUAUUCCACAUCUACCACUAUCCUUGGAUCCCAUGUAAUAGCCCAGCCCUGUGACCUACUUGUUUCUCACCUCUCUGAUAUACCUCCGUCCUUCGACCUAGACCAAACCCUGGCUCCAACUGUCAUACUUUCAAAACCCCUGCAAAGCUGUCUCUUCUGUAACAGCUUUGAAAUCCACAUCCAUACUUUCCCACCCCUUUACCCGCCGACCGCCAUUUCCUGUAGCCCUUUAAUCCACCUGGUCCCCAGCUGUCGUGCUAUCAGCCCUCUCGCUGUGUUUGCCAGCUGGAUACCAGAAAUCACCGAGAUCGUAGGCAACAGGCCCAAGUAUGGCGGCGAGUACAAACGUUCACAUGGACGGAGACACAUCGUGGUAUGCGGCCACAUCACCUACGAGUCAGUCAGUCACUUCCUCAAAGACUUCUUACAUGAGGACAGAGAGGAUGUGGAUGUUGAAGUGGUGUUCCUUCACAGAAAGCCACCGGAUCUGGAGCUUGAAGGAUUAUUUAAGCGGCACUUCACCACAGUAGAGUUCUUCCAGGGCUCGAUAAUGAACCCCAUAGACCUACAACGUGUAAAGGUACAUGAAGCUGAUGCCUGCCUUGUGCUCGCUAAUAAGUACUGCCAAGACCCUGACGCAGAGGAUGCUGCCAACAUUAUGCGGGUCAUCUCCAUCAAGAACUACUCUGAUGACAUCAGAGUCAUUAUCCAGCUUAUGCAGUAUCACAACAAGGCAUACCUAUUGAAUAUCCCCUCCUGGGACUGGAAGCGUGGUGAUGAUGUCAUUUGCCUGGCUGAGCUCAAAUUAGGCUUCAUCGCCCAGUCUUGCCUUGCUCCAGGCUUCUCUACAAUGAUGGCUAACCUGUUUGCCAUGAGGUCUUUCAAGACGUCGCCAGAUAUGCAAGCCUGGCAGAAUGACUACCUCCAAGGUACUGGCUGCGAAAUGUACACUGAGACACUUUCUCCGAGUUUUGUGGCCAUGACAUUCCCACAGGCUUCAGAACUUUGCUUCUCCAAGCUUAAACUUCUUCUCUUGGCCAUUGAAGUCAAGAAUGAGGAUGGCACAGAUAGCAAAAUUGCCAUCAACCCAAAAGCCACAAAGAUCCAGCCAAACACUCAAGGCUUCUUCAUUGCUCAGUCAGCUGAUGAGGUCAAGAGAGCAUGGUACUACUGCAAAGCCUGUCAUGAAGACUGCAAAAAUGAAACCCUUAUUAAAAAGUGCAAAUGUAAAAACUACAUCGGAAAUUUGCUUCAAGCGAGCGGUUUCAUGAAGAACUUUAUGCCCCUCGUGGUGGAAAGCGGGCCGGGGAAUGAGGGCGACAAGAUGCCGCUCAGAGAUGGAAUUGCCAACCAGAACAGCAGUAGUGGACAGCCCUUGGUGAAUGCAGCCAAAACGCUAGCGACUGCCAAGAAGAAUGGUGGACGACCCACAGACGCCCUCACUUCCCCCAGCCAGGGCUACAACCGGCCUACCAGCCGCAGCAGUGGGGGAGGAAAUGGUGCCAACAACAGUGGGCUUACAGUAGGAAUUGCAGACGACCAGGCCAAGGACUUUGAUUUUGAGAAAACAGAGAUGAAGUAUGACUCUACAGGGAUGUUCCACUGGUGCCCAGCAAGGUCUUUGGAGGACUGCAUUCUGGACCGCAACCAGGCGGCCAUGACGGUGCUGAACGGCCACGUGGUGGUGUGCCUGUUCGCGGACCCCGACUCGCCGCUGAUCGGCCUGAGGAACCUCGUGAUGCCUCUCAGGGCCUCCAACUUCCACUACCACGAGCUCAAACACGUGGUCAUCGUGGGCUCCGUCGACUACAUCAGACGCGAGUGGAAGAUGUUGCAGAAUCUGCCCAAGAUCUCCGUUCUCAAUGGGUCGCCGUUGAGUCGAGCAGAUCUGAGAGCAGUCAAUGUGAACCUGUGCGACAUGUGUGUUAUCCUGAGCGCGAAGGUCCCCAGCAACGAUGACCCGACCUUAGCUGACAAGGAAGCCAUCCUCGCCUCCCUCAACAUCAAGGCCAUGACCUUUGAUGACACCAUUGGAGUCCUUAAUCAGAAUCCCAGUACUGGUGGCGACACCCUGAGUCCACUCGGCUCCCCCAUAGUGCUGCAGAGACGUGGCUCCGUGUAUGGUGCCAACGUCCCCAUGAUCACAGAGCUCAUCAAUGACAGCAACGUUCAGUUCCUCGACCAAGAUGACGACGAUGACCCAGACACCGAGCUCUACCUGACGCAGCCGUUCGCCUGCGGUACAGCCUUUGCUGUAUCUGUCUUGGACUCCCUCAUGUCUACGACCUAUUUCAACCAGAACGCUCUUACGCUCAUUCGCUCACUCAUCACUGGAGGAGCAACGCCAGAACUAGAGCUGAUCCUGGCAGAGGGUGCGGGACUACGGGGAGGAUACAGCACGCCCGAGACACUUGCCAACCGCGACCGCUGUCAAGUGGGGCAGAUCUCCCUCUACGACGGUCCUCUUGGCCAGUUCGGGGAAAGCGGGAUUUACGGAGACCUCUUCUGCGCGGCCCUGAGGAACUAUGGCAUGCUAUGUAUUGGUCUCUACAGAACACUCCGUAUGAGUCCUCAAUCUGGCGUUGGUUUGGACUGCAGAUUCCGCGACACCUCAAGCUCGUGUGACGCGUCGUCCAAGCGGUAUGUGAUAACCAACCCACCAGAUGACUUCAAGUUGCUGCCCACCGACCAGGUCUUCGUUCUGAUGCAGUUCGACCCAGGCCUGGAGUACAAGCCUAACCGGGGAGACAUGGCCAAGGAUGACAACUCCUGACUCCUCCUCUGUAGCGCCCUCACUGACGGACCAUACUCCUACAUCUGAAAGAGUCCAGCGCUGCACCCACACCACACCAACACCACCACACACCACCCGCUCAUCACACGCUGCCACCCACCGCCCGCCACCUGUGCCCGCCCGUGAGUGCAGCAGCGAAUGGUAGCGGCCACGUGCUGUGCCUCAGCCGUCCUCCCCAGUACAGUAUUUCCCUCCCCAGAUCUCCUGCUCUUCCUCUCUACCUUCCUUCUCACUUCCUCUGCUUCCUUCCCCCCCACUCCCUCCCCCAGUACUAUCCACGCCCCAUUGUAGCCACCCCACAUCCUCCCCGUAUAUCUUCUAGUGGGUUUUUGGUCUGUUGUGUUCCGUAAGGUCCCAGCACAAGAAGAGGUGCCAGACAGACACCUCGCAUCAUGAGCAGGUGGCCCCAUGUGUGCUUUGUCACCCUAAGUUCAUAUAUGUUCGAGCUGUUCUGUGUAUACUUCUUUUGGUUGCAGGAAUGAACUAACAAAAACACCUCAUUUUAUCUUCAGUCUUUGGCAUCUUUGAAUUAUAUGUAUAUCGAUGUCCUGAAUGAGUAUUUUUUGUGUAUUAUUCUUGACUUUUGUGUGGGAUCGCGGACUUUUGAGAUAGGGAAAAAUUCACAGUUGAAAUAGAAUGUUCCAGCUAUGCAAGUUGCUACCUUGACUCACUCGCUAGUGCCCCAGGUGGUAGGGCGUAGCUCCAUUGUCAGACCCGAGUUUAGUGUUCCGUUGUCAGCCUGCACAUGCCCGGCUCACAGACACACCGGCUUUUUAAAGCCGAUCCUGUCAAGUCUCACCUGCAGCAAGUGCUCAUGUAUUCAGGGUCCUUCAGACUGUCCUGGACGCCUGCCACACGCCUGGUAACUCAUGGAUCUCAACGGAAGUGAGUAUCUGAUGAGGAACGAGCUGGGUGGCAGGGACGUGUGGGUUAGUCUGAGAGUGAGGAUGCUACAAUAGAAUGCUAAUUUUUUUUAGCAGAUCUUGUUGAUGAUGUAUUAUCUUUCUGUACUCUGUGCAAAACUUUUUAGAUAGCAAAAGUGGUGUUAUUACUUCUUUCACCUUUUCUCUUGCUGUCUUAUGCUCUUCAUUGUGUUUUCAUAAUGUAAAAUUUUGUUUUUAAGUAUUAUGGAAUAAGAAGUUAUAGAUGAUAAUUUCCUCUUCUAAGCACUCAUAAUUUCAUGUAUAACCAGAGUAUCAAAAACUUCUGGCACAGAGGACAACCACGUUUUCACAAGCACCGUCUAGCCAGGGAUAGUUGUUCAGCAAGACUUAGGUCCAGACAUGUGUUUACAUGCGACUUGUUUAGAGAAGAGUUUGAAUAAAAUAUUGAGUGU
Messenger RNA from Penaeus indicus, 4186 nucleotides. RefSeq names its product calcium-activated potassium channel slowpoke-like. The coding region runs from base 1 to 2829 and encodes 942 amino acids. The record is from RefSeq and is a predicted model, not a curated record. Gene Ontology annotation, biological process: potassium ion transmembrane transport. NCBI's taxonomy places the organism in Eukaryota, Metazoa, Arthropoda, Malacostraca, Decapoda, Penaeidae. The transcript is spliced from 20 exons. Gene Ontology annotation, molecular function: large conductance calcium-activated potassium channel activity. Gene Ontology annotation, cellular component: postsynaptic membrane.